Prorocentrum cordatum is the source of this 1469-nucleotide messenger RNA. The record is from the annotation of a GenBank genome assembly. Lineage: Eukaryota; Dinophyceae; Prorocentrales; Prorocentraceae.
GUCCUGUCCCUGCUCGUGCACCCGCUGGGCACGCUGCUCAUGACUACCCCGACGAGUAUAUUAAAGCCGUCAUCGCCGAUGGUGUCGCCUCUCAGUUCAGCGAGCUGCGCACGGAGCUCGAAGGUCUCGUCGCCUCUACAGUGGGAGACACUGUCAAAUCCAGCAACGCCUCCAUCUUGCGGACCUUGGCUGUGCUGCAGAAGCAGUUGGAAGACCAACCAGCUGAGCUUGACCAGAAGGCGAUGGGUGUCUUCCGACCGCAGCUUGACGAACUGUCCAGGAAGAUGCAGCGACAAAUUGGUGAUGUCACAGGGAAGGUUGCUACUCUCAACAUCGAGCUGGACUCACACACAGAGCAGUUGCACCAAUUACGAGCCGAGGUUGCCGAACUACGUGAAGGGCUUCAGGUGGCCAAGCGCCAGGAAGCGGCCCCCUCGCCGCCCGCCAGCUUCGACCGCCAGACGGACCCUGCCGUGGUGGUGGCGGUGUGUACCAAGAUGGUUGGAUUGUCACAGGUUCGCGAGGUGCUGGCGCCGUUCCUCUCUGAGCUCGGAUUCGAAGCAGACCAGUACACCCUUUCUUGCCCGUCUCCGACACCUGCUCGCAGGUUUCUCAUCAAGUUCAACGGGGCCACUGGCCUCGCCUCUCGGAAGGUCUCGAAGGUGCUCAGCAACCUUCGUCGCAAUGAUCAGUGGAGGGAGUUCAACGUGGAGGCCACGGGUGCCGCCGCUGACGGGCGCCUACACUUGGGGCCCGACAAAUCCCCUCGCCAGGUCAAGACGGAGAUGGCUCUUCGUCGGAUCCGUGGUGCGUGUGCAGACAAGUUUGGUGGACGGUGGUCUGUUGACCGUGAGCGAGGCAUCCUCAAGAGCGGUUGGACCAACGUGCUCAAGAUCCAGGCGAACCCUGAGGACGCUCCGUACAGCGUGCAGUUCAACCAAGAGGGCAUCUUGGAUCUCAAGCUCACGCGUGCCGACAUCCAAGCAGUGGUGGAUGAGCUUACGGGGUUUCAGCUGGUGCACUUCAAUAUCCAUAACCAUGGUCUCAAUGCGAUGCAGAUUGGCGAGAUAGGUGCGGAGAUCGACGCUGCGCGGGCACGUGCGGCCGCUGACCCUCUUCACUUCUUGGUGAUCGUGCAGGGCGACCUCAACUUCGGCCCUGAUGAGGCGUUGCUCCUCCAGCGGUCUGAGCAGCCAGUUCCUCGCCAUGUCUUCGAGAGCCCUCUCUUUCGGCAGCGUAUUGAGGGCAUGUUCAAAGACGGCGCUGGCGCUGAGACGUUGUGCCCUGCGGCGGUCUACCAGGAACACUUCAAGGAUGUGCACGCGCAGUAUGGCGUCCAGAUCUUCCUCUCGCCCGUCGGCUGGUGGCGACCUCGGCUACCGCAGCUGGCCUGCUCGACAUCGGAGGCUCACAAGUUGUCCUUCGUCAUCCUGAAUCGUUCCACAUGUGGACGGAUGGAGUUCAUAUGA